UUUGAUAGAUAGUGUAGCGGUGAAGCAAGAAACAAACCAAGCAAUAGCAUUUCAUUUCAACUAGUUAUUAGUCAUUGAGUGAAGUGUGUAGUUAGAGUUAGUUCAUCUUUCAUUUUCAUAAUAUUCAUUUUCCCUUUUUAUAUAUAUAACAUAUGCUUAUAUAAUCUUUGAAACCAUUGCAUCAUCACAUAGUGUGAGUAGUAGUACAAACUAGUUGAUAUAGCUAUAAGCUUUACUAAGUUGCAAGAAACAAAUACAAAUGGAGACAAAUGGUGAGAUAAGAGUGUCAAAGUUCAAGAGGGUUUGUGUCUUUUGUGGAAGUAGUCCUGGCAAGAAAAGUAGUUAUCAAGAUGCUGCCAUUGAACUUGGAAAUGAAUUGGUGUCAAGAAAUAUUGAUCUAGUUUAUGGAGGAGGAAGCAUUGGUCUAAUGGGUUUGGUUUCACAAGCUGUUCAUGAUGGUGGAAGACAUGUCAUAGGAGUUAUUCCCAAGACACUCAUGCCUAGAGAGCUAACUGGUGAAACGGUGGGAGAAGUAAAAGCUGUAGCAGAUAUGCAUCAAAGGAAGGCAGAGAUGGCUAAGCAUUCAGAUGCUUUUAUUGCCUUACCAGGUGGUUAUGGGACUCUAGAGGAGCUUCUUGAAGUCAUAACCUGGGCUCAACUUGGGAUUCACGACAAACCGGUGGGAUUAGUAAAUGUUGAUGGAUACUUUAAUUCGUUACUUUCAUUCAUCGACAAAGCUGUGGAAGAGGGAUUUAUCAGUCCAAAUGCGCGCCACAUAAUUGUAUCAGCACCUACAUCAAAAGAGUUGGUGAAGAAAUUGGAGGACUAUGUUCCUUGUCAUGAAGGCGUUGCUUCGAAGUUGAGCUGGCAGAUGGAACAAGAGCUAGCCUAUCCUGAAGAGUAUAACAUCUCAAGGUAGCUGAGAGUUUAGGUUACUUGAUGUGCAAGGAAGACGAGACUAGAUAGAAUUUUGGAGGUGGAAAGAAGCUAUUGUGGAAUAUCCCUAUUCUGUUUUUCUUCCUGGAAGAAAUUUCAUUUGUAAAGUACUGGGAUUGACCUGAAAAAAAAUGUGAAAUUACUUUGUACCCUUCUUUUGAAAACUGAUUUCCCUUCUAAGUUGUAAGUACUAGGGGCUUCUGAACUUAUUAGUCAAUGACAACUAAUUUUACCCCUUUAAGUAAUCUAUUUCUAAAUAUGUAGCACCGAUAUUUCAAAUUAAAGCAUGUCCAAUACAUGCGGUUACGUUCAA
Medicago truncatula (barrel medic) is the source of this 1249-nucleotide messenger RNA. Its product is annotated as cytokinin riboside 5'-monophosphate phosphoribohydrolase LOG3. The record is from RefSeq and is a predicted model, not a curated record. The transcript is spliced from 7 exons. Gene Ontology annotation, cellular component: cytosol; nucleus. Gene Ontology annotation, biological process: cytokinin biosynthetic process. Lineage: Eukaryota; Viridiplantae; Streptophyta; Magnoliopsida; Fabales; Fabaceae. Gene Ontology annotation, molecular function: hydrolase activity, hydrolyzing N-glycosyl compounds. The coding region runs from base 260 to 919 and encodes 219 amino acids.